This is a messenger RNA of Ooceraea biroi (clonal raider ant), 1393 nucleotides long. Its product is annotated as neuropeptide CCHamide-2. The record is from RefSeq and is a predicted model, not a curated record. Gene Ontology annotation, molecular function: neuropeptide hormone activity. NCBI's taxonomy places the organism in Eukaryota, Metazoa, Arthropoda, Insecta, Hymenoptera, Formicidae. Gene Ontology annotation, biological process: neuropeptide signaling pathway.
AAAAGAGGGAACGCGCGCCGCCACCAUCGUUCAUUCACAACCACCUGCUCGACGGGGUAGCAUCGUUUCGCUGUCAUUCGUCAUCCGUGACCGCAAAGACAGAGGCGUUCUCGGACAAGUUCCGUUGCCAGCUACCUUCCAAAGCAGCGAAACACGUCGGUGACCACCGCGACAGGAUGAAGAUCGUGACUUCCAGUCUCACUUUCUCAUUUUAUAUUGCGAUCGCUCUCAUAAUCUUGGUUUCCGUUAGCGACAAGGCGCAUGCCAAACCAUGGGCAGAAGAGCAUAUUGACCGCAAGAGUGACAAGCAAAUACGCGGAUACGUUCGCAAAGGCGGCUGUGCCUCGUUCGGGCACUCGUGUUUCGGCGGUCAUGGAAAGAGAUUUGAUUCGGCCAUGCAACAGAACAUGUUGCAAGCUAGCAACAGGCGAAAUUUUCAAGAAUCCGAAGUGUCAUCACCGAAUGAUGAAUUAUUCUACGUUCUUCCGAGCGACGGAUUUCGGGAACGAUCAGAACAGGCUUUCAUGCGAGCUCGCAAAGACACUCAACAGCAGUUUGAUCUGAAUCCUCUAUCUUCUUUGGUCAAUCAGUGGAUUGCAUCCCAUCGGCGUUCGCAUCGCACGGAUUCGGACGUCACCAAUAAAUAAAGGGAGCUUAUAGGCAAGAUCUGUGUAACAUCUGCAUAAUGUCAAGACAUAAAGCAGUUUCAUAUAUAUUCGCGCGUAAAUACUUAAUUGUACAUACAUGUUACUAAGUUAUUUAAGUUCGCUUCCGAUUACAUCAUUUUGUAUUACGUCCGUUGUACAUCUUUCAGCAUUAAUAACGCGACAAUCACGUUUUCCGUGAACGUUAUUAAUUUACGUAAUUCACUUAAGAGAGGUCGAGUAAAUAGAUGUAAAACUGUCGUCGGUGUACGUUUAAGUGCAUGCUAUUCCUGUAUUUAAGUUAUCAAGAUGUAAUUUGUGAAUAUCCUGCUCCCUUUUCCUCCUCUCUUAUAUGUAGACUGUUCGGAUCUCAAUAUUGCUUCUACAGUUGGAUCAUCGCCUCUCACGAACUCGAUUUGAUCAAACGUGGAUAAUGCGUGCGCGCGUGCGGUCGGGACGCAUCUCCCGGAUGCUGUAUUUUGCGGUGACGUUAUUCUCGAUAGAUAAACGCGCAUUCGCCAUGUGGUGAACCGUGUCGGUAAUAUUUGUCGUCGUCAUCGUCGCACGAUAGUAGCACUGUUACCUUCAGUUUUAUUCUCCGCGCUCGGAAAAUAAUCAAUAAAGCACUAGCAGUAAGAAGAUGUUGAACUGUGAGGAUUUGUCGCACGUAAAACACUUACAAACACCUGUCGCACGAUUAGUUACAUUAUGGCUUAUUUCUGCGAAAUAAAUGUCCAUGUCAAAACUGA